AUAGAGGCUUCGCGGCAGACAUCUUGGAGUAUCACUCUACUGGCGGCAGCGUUCAAAAAUGGCGAAAAUGAAAGGCUACUACGAAUCACUAAACCCGGAGGAUAAGACCGUUUACAGAGAAAAAUGUGCGUCGAUUGGUUCGGUGGACCCUUAUUUGAUUCCCUUUAAGGAUUACAGCACCGAUAUAAAUGCAUGGCCUUCACUUUCCUACUGUGAUAUCGUGAACUACCUGGUUUUUUCGCCUAUUCCAUUGUACACCAUGGAGGAAAUGAAGGCGUACAAAGGACUCGAGGCACAUAAAGAGUUCACAUCCGGGUGGAUCCGCGACGUUUGCGUUGCAUAUCAAGGAGAUGUGGCUGUAAUAGCUGGAAAAGUAUUGCAUUCUCAGAGUAUUGGGCUGCCGCCAACAUGUCCGUGGGUACUGAUGAAGAAGGAUGGUGCAGUCAUCACAGCUAACUGCAACUGCAAGGCUGGUUUGGGAUCGACAUGUACCCAUGUUGCAUCUCUCCUUUUCUACAUAGAAACAUCUAUACGGAUACGUGAUGCCAAGACAGUUACCCAGGAAAAGGCGUAUUGGCUUCUACCUGGAUCAGUCAAGGAUGUAACACCUUCCCCUGUUGCUGACAUUGACUUUACUUCGGCUAAAACCCGAAGGAAUCGUUUAAGCCAAGCAAUUGACAGUCUUGGUGAUGCAGCUAAUUUAACAACAAAAACAACACCACCACUUUUACGUCACUCGAGGGAAAUUCCAAAAGCGACAGAUGCUGAGCAACAGUCUUUCCUGGCGUCACUGAAAUCUACUGGAAGGAAGUGUGCAAUAUUGACAAUCUCAGCUCCACACAAUGCCGAUUUUGUCCCAAAAGUGACUUUGUCAACAUUUCCGAAGCCGCUUUCUAGUUUAAAAAGUGAGAACUGCCUAGAAAUGGACCAUAAAGCCGAAAACAGCUUAAAUCAUUUUUCAAACAUUCCCCUACACAACCAAACCCCAAAUCACUUUUCUGAUUAUCAAGACAUUUAAUUGACCAAGUACAACAUUGACAAUAAUGUAAUAAUAAUUACAAUACAAACAUAUCAUAUUUUUCAAUCUGAUGUGGGUUAAUUGGGGUGUAACAGAAUGUAAAGGCUCAAUCAACGGGUAUUACAGUAUCACACACAUUAUUCAGGUCGCAGCACACUUCAGCUAUUUUAUCCAUCAAUGUAAUCCCAUCUACAUCUUUAGAAAGUAAAAAAUCUAUAGGAAUUGGUCCUCCCAAAAUGGUAUAUCGCUGCCUUACACAUCCUGUGACACGCUCAACAUGAAUUUGCACGUUAGCAAUUUUCCUUGUGUCAAUAACAUCUUUCAUUGAUAAUUGUUUCCGGCCUUUCAUGAAUGCAGGCACCUUAACCUCAGCACACAUGAAACCCACUGAGUCACUUAUAUUGAAACCUCGGUCUGCCAAAAUCAAAUCACCAGGCAAAAUGUUAUCUACAGUAAGAAGCCACCAUGUUAUCCUUAUCACUGGACCUGCCACCCCAUGCCCUUGAAAUGAAUGAUAUAACACCCUGCGGACAGAUUCCUAUGAGAAAUGUUAUGGUGUUGUGAUGUUUGUAGUUUGACCAAGUCUGAGCCCGUGCCAUUACAUUUGAUGGCCUGUCAAUGAAAACCAUCAUUAGAAUGGCAAAAGUAGGAAGUCCCGUGUAGAACCGCACACGGUCAUCAUCGCCCUUAAAUGUACUCUCUGAAAUUGUGGACUUUACAAGCUUUUCUUUUAAGUUAACAUUUUCUGUUGUUACAUUAUUAAUUUCAAAUGACAUUUUGUCAAUCAUUUCACCAGUCCAAUCAGUCUGAGUUGCAGUGCCAGUCUCUGGUUCAAUCAGUCCUUCUUCUUCCCCAGUGGCUCCCAGGACUGGUGCGGGCUCUUCUGGAGAUGGUAUAUCAGACACCAUGCUGUAGAGAUCAAGUAGUGCAAUGGAUGACCUUUUUCUGGCGCGUUUAUAACUGGCAUGUGUAGCAGGGGAAGGUGCUGUAAUUUUCUCCUGGCCCAAUUUGACAGACGGUGCCCAGUCAGGAUGAUUUUUGUCAAAAAGUGCCACUGGUUUACCUGCAAAUAAAUCAGAUUGUAGGUCAGUUA
Molecule: messenger RNA, 2111 nt
Organism: Gymnodraco acuticeps
Lineage: Eukaryota; Metazoa; Chordata; Actinopteri; Perciformes; Bathydraconidae
Exons: 2
Coding region: 59-1018 (319 amino acids)
Molecular function (GO): zinc ion binding
Source: RefSeq, a predicted model, not a curated record